Molecule: messenger RNA, 1266 nt
Organism: Arachis ipaensis
Lineage: Eukaryota; Viridiplantae; Streptophyta; Magnoliopsida; Fabales; Fabaceae
Molecular function (GO): protein binding
Source: RefSeq, a predicted model, not a curated record
AUGCUUCGUCGUGCCUCCCCAACUGCAGCCCAGCCUUGUUGCGCCUCCCCAACCGUAGGUUGGAUGGAUUUGCCUCUGGAACUGUUAGAAUUAAUUUUCCAAAGGCUAUGUUUGGAUGAUGUCAUGAAUUGUCGUGCCACAUGCUGCUCUUGGCGAAAGGCCGCGGACGCCAUAUUUUCAUCUCAACUUCCAUUGAUGCUCUCUCUUUCAACAGGAGGGUAUGCCUACAAUUUUGGAAGCUUAUCCGCCCCAUGGAGCAACCAUGAUUCCACUGUGCUCACUGAAAAAUGGCCGCAAGAAAUCGAGGGUAGCUAUAAUAGGGUUUACUCGGUGCAAGGUUGGUUGGUGUUCAAUUUAUUUCAUUAUGAGUCGGUCAAGGGCCAAACUUUCUCUGAGCUUUUAUUCUUCAACCCGUUUUCUCGAGCCAGAUUCAAGCUUCCAAAACUGUUCUUGUUUUCUGGAAAGCUGUUCUAUCAUCAUGUUCGUGUUGCAUUCAAUUCUGCACCACCGGGGUCUGAGGAGUUCGUUGUUGCUUUCUUGUUUGUGUUUAGCAAUCAAGAAAAAAAGUACUACUUAAUGGGACCAGAAGAUUUGAAACAAAGGCUAGCUAUUAUCAAAUUCAAGCAAGGAUCAUGGAUUGAAUCCAUUGAAAGCGAUGAAAUCUUCUAUGAUAUUGAAGUUCAUGGUGAUAAUAAGCUGUAUGGUCUUACCGUCAAACAUGGAACAAGUGUUGUGUUCGUGUUUACCCUGGAUAAUCAUCGUGAUGAUCAUGUCGUUGAACGAUUGGUUAUGCUAAAUACCAUAGAAGAUACAGAUGCUUUUGGCAUAUUUAUUUUUUCUUAUGCAUCCUUCAAACGAAGACAUCAGAUGGUAAUGGACACUAGCACGGGGGAGUUGUUGCUAGUUCGUCAUGAGCGAAGUUUCAGUUACGACACAUCAAUUCGUACAGAAGGGUUUAGGGUUUUUAAAUUGGACAGAAGCAAUCUUAAAUGGUGUGAGGUUUUUGAUAUUGGUGAUCGUUUCUUGUUCUGGGAUUUCACCGAGGUGAGUCUUGUGUCCGCUAAGGAACUUAGAGUUGCAGAACGGUUUAAGAGGGGCAAUUGCAUAUUUUUCUGCCAUGCAAAUGAUCAGCGAUAUCGAUCUAAUGAAUUUAAAGAAUAUGAUGUGGGAGUCUUCUUCUUGGCUGAUAGAACCAUUAGCCAUUUUCCAAUGAGUUCUUCUUUGCCGAUUUCACUCCGGAACAUGUGGUUCAGCCCUGCUCCUUAA